AUGGUGGCGGCGCUUCAGAUGUGGAUCGUGGCGCAUUAUCCACCAGCAAAUCCAGCAAUGUGGCCAGAAAGGACUGUACACAUUGGGCUGCAUUUGGUUGAACGAAAAAACAGCACUGAUCAGGAAUGGCGUUGGCUUGAGAACAAAAAUAAGCCACAACUUGGGAAUUUUCUGGAACUGAGAGAGUGGGAAGCAAUCCUGAAAACAAACGAAACAAAAGAAGCGGAGCCGGAAGAGCGUGGCCGCUGCGCAGUACUAAGCAUUGAUAAUCUAGUACUACGUGCAGUGAAAUGUCAUGAACUGGUUAAUCGAUUCAUCUGUGAACGAAACGAAUCGCAACAUCAUGAGGUUUGUUGCUACUAG
Messenger RNA from Gongylonema pulchrum, 363 nucleotides. The record is from the annotation of a GenBank genome assembly. NCBI's taxonomy places the organism in Eukaryota, Metazoa, Nematoda, Chromadorea, Rhabditida, Gongylonematidae.